CAAACUCAAAAAAACUUCUUCAAGCUAAGAAAUCUUCAGCACUGAGCAACAUCUAACAUGGCCUGCUGCGCUACCAGCUUCUGUGGCUUUCCCACAUGCUCCACUGGUGGCACCUGUGGCUCCAGCUGCUGCCAACCCAGCUGCUCCCAGCCCAGCUGCUGCCAGCCCAGCUGCUGCCAGCCCAGCUGCUGCCAGCCCAGCUGCUCCCAGUCCAGCUGCUGCCAGCCCAGCUGCUGCCAGCCCAGCUGCUCCCAGUCCAGCUGCUGCCAGCCCAGCUGCUCCCAGUCCAGCUGCUGCCAGCCCAGCUGCUGCCAGCCCAGCUGCUCCCAGUCCAGCUGCUGCCAACCCAGCUAUUGUCAGUCCAGCUGCUGUGGCACUGGCUGUGGCCAGCAGGGUGGCAGUGGAGGCAUGAGCUGCCGAGUUAGAUGGUGCCGCCCAGACUGCCGCGUGGAGGGCACCUGCCUUCCCCCCUGCUGUGUGGUGAGCUCCACACCCCCAACCUGCUGCCAGCUGCACCAUGCCCAGGCCUCCUGCUGCCGCCCAUCCUACUGUGGACAGUCCUGCUGCCGCCCAGCCUGCUGCUGCUACUGCUGCCAGCCCAGCUGCUCUGAGCCCAGCUGCUGCCAGCCCAGCUGUUAAGACCCAGGAUGCUGAUUCCCAAGGGUUCAACUUUCAAGGCCUGGGCCACUAAUACAUUCUCCAACUUGGAUUUGGCUUGUGUCUUUUUGUGUGUGU
Molecule: messenger RNA, 735 nt
Organism: Phodopus roborovskii (desert hamster)
Lineage: Eukaryota; Metazoa; Chordata; Mammalia; Rodentia; Cricetidae
Product: keratin-associated protein 9-3
Exons: 1
Coding region: 58-639 (193 amino acids)
Cellular component (GO): keratin filament
Source: RefSeq, a predicted model, not a curated record